This is a messenger RNA of Microtus ochrogaster (prairie vole), 1019 nucleotides long. RefSeq names its product proteasome 20S subunit alpha 5 (gene Psma5). Gene Ontology annotation, cellular component: proteasome core complex, alpha-subunit complex; proteasome core complex. Gene Ontology annotation, biological process: proteasome-mediated ubiquitin-dependent protein catabolic process. The record is from RefSeq and is a predicted model, not a curated record. NCBI's taxonomy places the organism in Eukaryota, Metazoa, Chordata, Mammalia, Rodentia, Cricetidae.
CGCGUGCGCACGCGCAGACGGGAGCAGGCUCCUUGGUGCUGUGGCGGUGUGGUUGACUAGGGUGCUACUUGGAGUCGUGUGGCCCUUGAAAACCCCGCGUACCCACCGCUGCCUCCUCUGGUCCUCGCCAUGUUCCUCACUCGGUCCGAGUACGACAGGGGUGUGAAUACUUUUUCUCCGGAAGGAAGAUUGUUUCAAGUGGAAUAUGCCAUUGAGGCUAUCAAGCUUGGUUCUACUGCCAUUGGUAUCCAGACAUCAGAGGGUGUGUGUCUAGCUGUGGAGAAGAGAAUUACCUCCCCACUAAUGGAGCCUAGCAGCAUCGAGAAAAUUGUAGAGAUUGAUGCUCAUAUAGGUUGUGCCAUGAGUGGGCUAAUUGCUGAUGCUAAAACUUUAAUUGAUAAAGCCAGAGUGGAGACACAGAACCAUUGGUUCACCUAUAAUGAAACAAUGACGGUGGAGAGUGUCACCCAGGCUGUGUCCAAUCUGGCUUUGCAGUUUGGAGAAGAAGAUGCAGAUCCAGGUGCCAUGUCUCGUCCCUUUGGAGUAGCAUUGUUGUUUGGAGGAGUUGAUGAGAAAGGACCCCAGCUGUUCCAUAUGGACCCAUCUGGGACCUUUGUACAGUGUGAUGCUCGAGCAAUCGGCUCUGCUUCAGAAGGUGCCCAGAGCUCCUUGCAAGAAGUUUACCACAAGUCUAUGACACUGAAAGAAGCCAUCAAGUCUUCGCUCAUCAUUCUCAAACAAGUAAUGGAGGAGAAGCUGAACGCCACGAACAUAGAGCUAGCCACGGUGCAGCCUGGUCAAAAUUUCCACAUGUUCACAAAGGAAGAACUGGAGGAGGUGAUCAAGGACAUUUAAGGAGGAGCUAGCCUCAGACAUCUGUGGGACAAUUUCAGUUCUCCUAAUUGCCCUUAAACUUUAUUUCCAGCUUUUAUGUCAUGGAAAAUAUCCAGUAUAUGUGUGUUUUUUUAUGAUGUCUGUACAUUACAGCAAUUCUGAAAUAAAAGAAUUUUAAAAUAUUU